AUGCGGAUACCGUUACCGGGUAACGCGUACCAAAGCGGGGACCCGUCGGAGCCCGUAGCAAGGGAAAGUCCAAAGGCCGCCGCGGCGCGCGAGCGCCACAAGACGGGCCUAUUGAAACAACAGCCAGCGGCGAGAUGGAGGCGGGACUCAGGUUCCGCACUCCAGCUGCUGGCGUCCCUCCUGGUGUCGCGGUCCCCGUCGCCGAACCCCGAAUGGGAGGGCGAGGAGCGCAUCACGGAUAUAGAGCUGGAGGAGGAGGAGGAGGCCGGCGUCCGGCCGGCAGGGCAGGAGGCCGAGGUGGCAACUAUCGACCUGUCGUCGUCCGAGGAGGAGGAGGAGGAAGCCAAGGAGGACACCGGGACGGAGACGGUGAGUCCAGAGGUCUCCUCGGGCGAGGAGGACGAGCCUCGUCGGGCGGCGAAGGCCCGGAUGGCAUUCCGCCGAAUAAAGAGGGCCACAGCCGGAUUCGGGCGGAUCCGGUUGGGCGACGCAGCGCCAUCGGGCCGCCCGGAGGAGGCAAAGCGUAUAUUCGCAACCCGGGCAGAGGUGGUGCGGCGAGUAUUCGCGCAGCGGGCGGUGGCACGGGCAGCCACAGCAGCCAGAGAGUGGCAAAAGCGGCUGGAUGAGGCUGAGGCCGAAGAGGCAGCGAUCUGGGCACGGCCAGGCCCUCCGGAGCAGCCGCCGCUGCAAGCACCGCCACCGCCACCACCGUCGCCGCCUCGGGCAGCAGCACCGCCACCACCGUCGCCGCCUCGGGCAGCAGCACCGCCACCGCCACCACCGUCGCCGCCCGGGGCAGCAGCACCGCCGCCGCCACCACCGUCACCGCCGCAGGCACCACGGCCAUCCCAGGCACCACGGCACGGAGCGGAGACACCACCACCUCCACCGCCGCCGUGGGUGCCAACGCCAUCGCCGUUGCCAGCAAAACGGUUCGGUGGGGAGCCGGAGUUCUGGGAGAAGGGGCCCUAA
Messenger RNA from Drosophila rhopaloa, 972 nucleotides. RefSeq names its product cytokinesis protein sepA-like. The record is from RefSeq and is a predicted model, not a curated record. The coding region runs from base 1 to 972 and encodes 323 amino acids. Lineage: Eukaryota; Metazoa; Arthropoda; Insecta; Diptera; Drosophilidae. The transcript is spliced from 2 exons.